GCAACAAGAGAGGUCAAAGAUUGUUUGCUGUCAUCCUGCUGGCUCGAAAGCCCACAACUUGAGGGGCGCCCAGCACCUGCGCGCUGAUCGUGUGGGCCUACCUCGUCGUUGAUAAUAUCCCUGUCAGUGCAGCUGUAGGUGCAGGCAUCUGAGACCAGCAAGCAGAGUAGUGUGAUGCGCUGAGGGAUAUCAAAUUUUCAAGAUGACCGCGCAGCCCCUUCUUUCCCCGCUUCCGAGCUCGCUUGCAUUCCAGCACGUGCAGCGCCCAGCAAAAGUACUGGUUGGUGGCAGCACUUUGGGCCGCCUCCGGACUGAGAGGUACAAGAGCCCCUGGCAGACCAUGCUGGAGCAGUCGGGCGGCAGCAAUCCCUUGGAGUUGAGCACGUCAGGCCGGGAAUCGCCCCUGUUUCACCUCUACAGCCUCAGUUUUGACACAGAACAGGACAACCGCAUGCGGCAGCAGCAAGAGUUCUACUUGAAUUACGGGAGGGCUCUGCGUGUCCUGAGGGAAGACAUACCCAGGUUCUUCAAGGGGGCGCCUGACACCAGCAUUUUCACAGAGGACGUGGUGUUCCUGGAUCACAUCGGUCCUCGCAUCGGCAUGAUUUUCACCACAGUGAAGGGCAGAAAGGCGUACUCCCAGCACAUCUGGCUCCUGCGCUUCCACUCCAGCCUCAUCUUCAGCCGCUGUGAGGUGGAGGUGCAGAGGAUUUGGGAGAGGGAUUCGCGCACAGUGGCAGUUCGCUGGAAGCUUCGCUGCUUUCCUCGCCUGUUGGACCGAUCACUGGUCAAUUUGGACGGCAUCUCUGAAUACAAGUUCAACGACAGGGGCCUGAUCUACGAGCACACGGUGGACAUCAUAAACUGGGAUGACAGCCGCAGCAAGAAGCCAGCGCAGCGGCAGCUUCAGCACAGCUUGUCCACGCUGGCCUGUUGAGUGGAAUAGUUGAGGAAGUUUCGAGUUGACGGCCAAGGAUGUGACAUUCAGAGCCUCUCAGUUUUGGUCAGGAUGGUAGAGUCACAGUGAGACAGCAGAAUUAGAUCACAGCUGUUCGAGAUGAGGAAGAUUCUCUGGCAUGUUGUCCCCGCUCAAGAACGCUGCUGCAAUGAUAUUCUUUUGCUUUGUGAGGAAGUGAGUUUCUCAAGCCAGAAACGACAGUGUUGUGGAACAAGUGUGAAUGGUCCGGUUGAGAUACUGUUAUCAGAGUUCAGCGCUAGCAUCAAAAUUUUAGUGAUGAGAAUGUUGGAGAGGCAACUUGAGACAAUGAGCUAUGCAGAUUUGGGAUCCUGGGCUCCCAGGCAGCCUGUUUGCUCGAUUUUGGUGAUGAUGAGGUGUGUUUGGCCGUGGAGUGUGCGAACUUGAAUGUAGACAGGAUUGAGGAUGGUAGUCAGAGAGGCCAGUCAGGAGAGAGGCAGAUACGCUUGAAUCUCUUUGAUCGAGGAAUCCUAAUGGUGUUUCAAUAUUCCGGUAUCUCUUCACAGUAUGAUGAACUGGAUUUAAAGAGCUCAGCGAGCCAUGAUAUUAAAACUGAUCAACACACAGUGUGUAAAGUUUGGAUUAAG
Messenger RNA from Coccomyxa subellipsoidea C-169, 1563 nucleotides. RefSeq lists its product as hypothetical. Bases 203 to 937 code for a protein of 244 amino acids. The record is from RefSeq and is a predicted model, not a curated record. NCBI's taxonomy places the organism in Eukaryota, Viridiplantae, Chlorophyta, Trebouxiophyceae, Coccomyxaceae. The transcript has 4 exons.